GUUAGAUCAGUGAAACUGAUGCAUGCUGCAGCUUCUGGCGUUAUCUUCCGGGUGUGGGUUCCUUGAACAUCUCUAUAAAAGCAGAGCCAAACAUCUCUGUGAUGCACACUGAGUGUAACUGAGCUGUCUACGAUGAACAUCCUUUGGCAAAUCACUUGUCUGCUACUGCUGUGUUCCUGCACCCCAGGUUUCUCCACGCAUGAUGGCAUUGUUGGUGGUAAAGACUCCGUUCCACACAGUCGACCCUACAUGGUCUACAUUCGUGACAAGAUCACUGAACAAGCAUGUGGUGGUUUUUUGAUAAGAGAGGAUUAUGUGAUGACCGCUGCCCACUGCAAUAUACAUUGUCGUAAUCUCAUGGUAUAUUUGGGGGUUGACAACACCAACAACUUACCUUGCGGUAUAGAAGUAGAUGCUUUUCCACAUCCAGGAUACAAAAUUAAGAGGCCAGGCCAUGACAUCAUGCUUCUAAAGCUGAAAACCAAAGCGAUUUUGAACAAAAACGUGAGUAUUAUCUCUUUGCCGAAACCUGAGAACGAAGCGAUCUCAAAGAACUGCAUGGUCAUGGGUUGGGGCUGGAGGAAAUACGACGAAGAGUCUCCGUCAAAUGUGCUGAGAGAAGUAAACGUGACUCUGCUGGACUCUAAAAACUGUGGCACGGCUGAUACUUUGUGCAACCAGGGAUCAGUUGGACCAGCGCAGGGAGACUCUGGAGGGCCACUUGUUUGUGGAAAUUACGUACAGGGAAUUGUGGCAUUUCACAAAAAAAGCAUUUCUCUCACAGCGUACACUCAUAUUUCGCACUACUUUUCAUGGAUUCAUGACGUUAUGAAACCACCUGCUCAGCAGCAAUAUGAAACAUGGAAGGGCAAGCUGGAUAAAUUCAUUUAGUUGCCUUUCAUUUCUCUUUGGCCUUAGUUUUACACCAAUCAUGUGUGGCGCGAGCUUAAAAUAAAAGGUGAUUUGUAACCCUUUCA
Messenger RNA from Puntigrus tetrazona (Sumatra barb), 977 nucleotides. Its product is annotated as chymase. Gene Ontology annotation, molecular function: serine-type endopeptidase activity. NCBI's taxonomy places the organism in Eukaryota, Metazoa, Chordata, Actinopteri, Cypriniformes, Cyprinidae. The transcript is spliced from 5 exons. The record is from RefSeq and is a predicted model, not a curated record. Bases 133 to 891 code for a protein of 252 amino acids. Gene Ontology annotation, biological process: proteolysis.